Molecule: messenger RNA, 4309 nt
Organism: Planococcus citri (citrus mealybug)
Lineage: Eukaryota; Metazoa; Arthropoda; Insecta; Hemiptera; Pseudococcidae
Product: axin-related protein-like
Exons: 15
Coding region: 563-3553 (996 amino acids)
Biological process (GO): negative regulation of canonical Wnt signaling pathway; positive regulation of proteasomal ubiquitin-dependent protein catabolic process; cell development
Cellular component (GO): plasma membrane; beta-catenin destruction complex; nucleus
Molecular function (GO): protein kinase binding; molecular adaptor activity; beta-catenin binding
Source: RefSeq, a predicted model, not a curated record
UUGUGGUAUGUUGUGUAUUGUUGUUAUUUAGAUGUACUUCGUUAAUAAUACAUAAAUUAUUUAUCGCUUUUACGAUUAUUAAUAAUUUCAGUCGUUCGUUAUGAUGGGUUAUUACAGUGUUCAAACUAAUGGCGAGGUUUUUACAUUCGCGUCGUCGCUGUAAACGGUGAUAAGGCGUGAGAAUGUUCGGUCUUUGUGCACCAAAAACCGGCAACGAAAAAGUCUGCAGUACCAGAAAUUGGUGCAGUGAUUGUACAAUACGAGUACUUUAAUUAGACGUGUUUGCGUUUUCGUGUGUGUUGUGUUUUGCGACAUUUCGACCUUAUUUAUUGCCAGGCGGCGGCGGCUUUUAUAGCGAAUUGAUUGUGUUACGCUUGAAUGAAAUCUGUAGAAUCACGCGGAUGCUGUGUUACCAUCGACUACCCUUGGCUAAAAUACCCGUACAAUUCACCGAGUCUCGUAAUUGCAUCGUAGAGAUGUACCGCUGGUUCGUAUCAUCAAACUCGAGGCGGAAAACCGAUCAAUCGCCUUCGCCUCUGCGCUGCGUUCACCUAUCGUUAAGAUGACUUCUGUGACACCGACGUCCGACUCAGCUUCUCCAACAACGCCCGAUGUUGACUGCCCUGGCAUUCGUCCAUCGGCACCGGCGACGGCGACGUCUCCAGUGCCAUUGCUGGGUACAUCUCGAUCAUCAUCAAUCGUACCAGGUACACAAGAGUACGCGGACUGCGGCAGCGGCGAGGGUAGCAGUGGUGCACCCUUAGGAUACGAGCCAGAGGGACAAGAUGCCUUCGCUAGUUACACGGAUCAUCGCGAUUACCAACGUCAACCGCAAUCUUACUCUCAUCCGCACUCUUACUCUCAAUCGCAAUCGCAAAGAGUAUCGAAAAAUUGCUUGAAAUGGGCGGAGAGCCUUCACGCGCUGCUCAACGAUGCCGAAGGUCUGAACCUAUUUCAGAGGUUUUUGCAGCAAGAAGACCCGGACAGGUUUCAAAUGCUCGAAUUUUGGCUCGCUUGUAAAGGAUUGUCGAAGCAGCCGCCGGUGCAGGCUCAUCAGUUGGUGCGAGUCAUAUAUGCGCAGUUAUUUUUGAAAGCGCAGUUAGGAAUCGACGAACAUCUACGCAAGUCGAUAACGCAACAAAUCAAAAACGAUACCAAUAAUAAAAAACUGCUUUCGCCGACCAUAUUCAACGAAGCUUGCGCCGUUGUCGAGCGAGCUAUGAACGAAAUCAUGCAUCCGAAUUUUCUUGCCUCAGAUAUUUACCUGAAUUACGUACAGAAAUUGCAAAACGAAAUGUGCGAUAUUGGCCUGGCCAGAAGCUGUCGAGGGUCGCAAAAUUUGCAGCGCGAAGCUCCGGCCAUACUCCCCGAAGAACAAGACUACGACAACGACUUCGACGACCCCGUCCGAAUACCUGCAACGAGUCAGCAAAUGUCGCUGCCGAUUCUCCACGAAGACAAGGAACUAACGUUCUCCAGCAGCGGUGGUGGAGUACCAUCGUUGAGACGACGUAGUGCCAAACCGAUGUCUUUCUCGUCUUCUUCGUCUUCUUGUUCGUUGUCGUCGUCGUCUUCUUCGUUACUGCCAAUGGAUUCGUUACCGACAAAAUUUUUACGCCAGUUUGGUAGCGUUAGUCGUUCGAAUCCGUCCCGUCGCUUGUAUAACUAUUCUUACAAUCCGGUCUCUAGACAAGAUAGCGAGUUGCAGAGUUUGAGUUCCGACGCUCGUACCGAUUCCAUGUCCGAUUUAUCAUUGGACGAAAAAGCGUCUACGAAAGAAACGUACGCGCACAAGAGACAGCUUCAACGACAGUUACGUUCGAUGAGAGAAAAUGCCAAUUUGAAUAAAAAUUCCGAUCUCGUUUUUAAUCUCGUUCCUCGUACUUCCAAUCCUCACGCUAGAGAAUGUGCUAAGCCACUGCCACCCGAAGAGUUUGCCAGAAAUUUGAUUUUCAAACUGGAAAAGUUGAAAAAAGAAAGAGACGCGGAGGAGAUCGUCGUUCGUAAACUGAACACGGUCGAAGAUUUGCAGAAGGAAGGUGCUGUAGGGAUCGGCUCUUCAUCUCAAAACGUCCUGCCUGAGGCGAUGCUCUUCCAAAGAUACGACGACGAAAGUCAAGAAAUUUUAGAUAAUCAUUUCGCUCGAGUUUGGAGCGAUAAAACGCCGAGAAGAUCUCCUAGUCAGGUUGCUACGCCAAUUCGGCCGAAAUCUCCGCCGAAAGGUUGGCCGACUCAUAUGCCAGCGGCUGCGACGACGGUGCCGACGUCAGUACCGUUACAGGCGCGUCUUCCUCACUCUUACGUAACCAACACUGCCAAAAGAAAGGAUAAAGACGUGUGUUCGUUAUUUUCGUCCGACUCCGGUAACGGUACCGAUCCGGCUGAGGGUGUCGAGCAUCGCCAUCGUGGUGGCGGCGGCGGCUGUGGCAGCAGCAGCGGCGGAAGCUGCGCUAAUUUAGUCAAGAGUAAAUCGAUGCCGGAGCAAAAUGAGCCGUAUAAUAUGGAAUAUCUUCCGGGUUAUUAUCCACGUGGUGCUGCCGGUAAAACCUGGUCUAGCAGUCGAAGAACUCUCACCGAUAGCGGCGUCAGCGUGAUUUCCGCCGGUCGCGGCGAAAAUAUCCCGCCGCAAUCGCCUCAGUAUAAAGAAAAGCUGGUUUCAUCGUGGUUAUUGGACAGUAAUAACAGAAUUUGCGCCAGUCAGGCAGCAGGAGCGGCGAGUGCACCGUUGGUAUCUGGUAGCGGUGCAACUUGUUCUGUGAUCGGCGAAGAAGCUAAGCAUAAGUCUAGAUCGAGUAUGGCCGGUUACGCGCCGCACGGUUGGUCAUCUCGGAGUAAAAUGGGCAGCUGCAUGUCUGACAGAGGCAAUGGAAACGGCGGCGCUGGCGUUAGCGGUAGUUCAGCUAGCUCGACCGGCGUUAGAAAUGUGUUACCGGGCCAACCAUUCGUCGCCGAUCCGUCAAUGCCACCGUUUCCUUUUCAUUCUGUCGACACGGAUACUCAGUUGGAGGAAACUCGACGAAGACUUAACGAGAUGGGCUCGAAGCUGAACAGGCUUCCAGUGGCGGGUGCGGCAGAAGCGCCUCUUCAGCCGCCGUCGACCACGAUGACGGCUACGACACCGACUACAUCGGCGGCGACAGCAGCUGGCGGUUCGAAAACCUGCGAGUACCUUGGCGGUGGAACCUCGUAUCCGCAAACCAGCUGCAAGACUGAAACCAGCGUUACGCAUCGACCGAGCACUUUACAGCGUCCUAAUCGUAAAACAUUUGGCAGCGGCGGUAUUGCCGGCGGUGGCGAGGAAACUGCUUUCACCACUGUUGUGUAUAACUUCAGCGAUGAACAGAUGCCGUAUUUGUCGCGGAUACCCGGCAAUCCCAUCACUCUGAAGCAGUUCAAAGAUUACAUGCCGAAGAAGGGUCGAUACCGAUAUUACUUUGUGACGCCGUGCGAAGAUCUGGAAAUGCAACCGAUUCAGGAAGAAAUUACAGACGACUGCGACUUUUUGCCCCUCUGGAAGGGUAAAGUCAUAGCUCAAAUUAGAGCCAUCGACUGAGCUUAUACAUUUUUUUCAUUUACCCCCCGCAUAUUCCAAGGCUCGUUACUGAUUUUUUUUAUGUAUUUAGGUAUUUAUUUAUUUUUUUUCUUAACAUACCGACCUUGCUACCAAUUUUAUCUACUCCAAUUUUUUGUUCGUAUUUGUAUUUUGUAUUCGUAUUCGUGUAAUCGUGUUCGUUCAUUUUUUAUGUUUUAUUGUUUAGAAGUUUUCUGUUUUAAGUAUUUUGUUUCUCCUGUGUUUCUAUGUAACGACUCCUGCAAGUAUUUCUCUUCUUGUCCGAUUUAUCAUUAUUACCUACAAAUUAGUAAGUUAAAACAGUUAUCGCGCUCAAGACGGAUUUUACGUACGUACAAAUCACGGCUGCUUUUUGCGUUUUUCAAUAUUUUUAACGAUAACGAAUGCGUGAUCUCCUUUACUUAAUUUCAACUUUCUCAAUAUAAUGACUGACUCUGAGUAGAAGCUACUCGCGUACCAUAAUACGAGCGCGCGUAGCGUAUUUUAAUUUACAAAUACUAGUAGCUUAGGCAGGCAUACCUAAUUACCUACUACUAUCACACUGUGUGUGGUGGACUAUAAUUCGUUUAUUUUAUCGUGCGUCUGUGUAUGUAAUAUUAUGUGUAAUCUAUCGUGCUACAUUAAUGUUGAUCAAAUGGUUUUUACGUAAUUUUGUCUUUGUUUUCUAAAAAGAACAAAAUUGUGCCUUGUUUUUUUAUAAUGCGUAAAUGUUAUUUUAAUAUACGAUUUUUUUCUUUU